This is a messenger RNA of Melampsora larici-populina 98AG31, 678 nucleotides long. RefSeq lists its product as uncharacterized. NCBI's taxonomy places the organism in Eukaryota, Fungi, Basidiomycota, Pucciniomycetes, Pucciniales, Melampsoraceae. Bases 1 to 678 code for a protein of 225 amino acids. The record is from RefSeq and is a predicted model, not a curated record. The transcript has 2 exons.
AUGGAACUCACCUUCAAGGCCUUGAUACUUUGGUCCGAAGAAUUGGCCAAGGGGACCCAGGGUAUCACUAUUGACGACCCACCGGUCAAGAUCUAUCCAGACGACUUCAUAUGGAUUGACAUCAUCCUCAAGGACGUCGGUGGCAAGCGAUCCUUAGGUCAAACCCCUAGCGGCGACAUCUCUCCUGUCUCCAACACCACUCCGGUUGGCAAUACAGCUCCUAUGUCAGCCAUCAAACGAGCCAAGGUUCAUGAGGAACUCAAGUUCCGGAUUGGUAGCUAUGAGGAGAUGCAAGGACAUUCGAUCAACAUAGAUUAUAAAUUGGUCCGACGGCUUUCCUACGACUUGCCCAUUGAAAAGUACUUCAAGUAUUGCGACCUUGACGAAGCCGGUAUUGAGAAGGAUGUGAACAUUUUAGCCACCCAUGGAAUCAUAUCAUUUCGCCGAUUUUUAUUCCCUGAAGUCUUAGAUGCGAAGACAAUCGCAUCUUGGGGGAUCAAAUGGGACACUGCCAUUGAACUGAUGACCCGAAGCCGGGAAUACUACACAUACUUAGUCGCCAUUGAAGAAGAACGUAUCGAAAGACGAAGAAUCUACGAUGACGAUAUGGAAUUUCUUCGCCAAAGCGAACUCCGAGUCCCACCUCUCAACAAAGGGAAAGGCAAAGCUCAAGGAUGA